GCAGAUACGAGGGGGGCGACGUGGCGAUCGCCCCCUCCUUGGGCUGUAUUUAUUAAUUUUUAUAUUAUAAAUUAUAAUAUUGGGCUGGAACUCACUGAAAGCCGAUAUUUCAUUUGUGGAAAUUCCCCCCCCCCUUGGAGACUUUUGGAUGCGCUACUAGUUAUAUCUACCUACGCCACCUACCAAAAACCAGCGACAGUGUUUGUUUCAGUGCGUACUUUUAGUGUCUCAGCAUUUUACGUUCCUGAAUACAUAUACAAAUUUUUUUUUAAGCACACAGUUUUUUUAUACUGUUUUCGCACACCGUUGUUUUUUGUUUUUUACGUUUUUUUUUUUUUAUAUUAAUACAACAUGGAUGUCGUAGAUAAUUCGACUAUUAUCAAAAAAAAUCCUUGUGGAAAAUUUAUUGGCGUUGGUAAAAAAUUAUUUAUUAUAAGUAUGUACAAAUAUUUACUUCAAACACAAAAUGAAAAUCCAGACAGCCCCCGAUUGACACACAGACAAACACUCGUCAAAUUAUCAAAAUCAUUAGGUUUUGGAAUAGUUACAAUACAAAACACGUUGUCUGAGUAUAGAAAGUAUGGUACAGUUUCACAGCCUAACAAGACAAAAUAUAGACCGACAAUAGUUGACAAAAUCGACGAGUUUGAUAAAAGUGCUAUUAGGCUCAAAAUACAUGACUUUUGGAGGAACCGAGAAGUACCAACAAUUUCAAAAAUUUUAAUUGCCAUUAACGAGGAUCCAACGUUGCCAAAUCUUAAACGGCCGUCAUUUAAAAUACUGCAAGAAGAUUUGAAAUUUGGAUGUGUGAAAAUGAAAAAGAACCGCAACAAAACACUUCUCGAAAGAGAAGAUAUAAAAACUUGGCGCCGAAAUUAUUUAGAAAAAAUAAGGUAUUACAGAGCAGAAAACAGACCAAUAUAUUAUUUAGAUGAGACGUGGAUCAACGUAGGCGAGACACAGAGCAGAACGUGGGUCGAUACGACGAUGAAAUCAUCAGGUGAAGCAUUUAUUGAAGGCAAAACAAAAGGACAAAAGGACAAAUCAUCAGGUGAAGCAUUUAUUGAAGGCAAAACAAAAGGACAAAAGGAACCCUCCGGAAAAGGUAAGCGUCUCAUCGUUUUACACAUCGGGUCGACAGAUGGCUUUGUCCCGGGGGGCCUUUUAUGUUUCGAAUCGAAAACAAAUUCAAUAAACUAUCAUGACGAUCUAAAUAGUGAUAUAUUUUAUGAUUGGUUUGAACGAAUUUUGCCAUUAUUAAAAGAAAACGCCGUCAUUGUGAUGGACAAUGCCUCCCAUCACUCGGUGAAGAAAUUUCAAAUGCCAACCAAGUCUUGGAAAAAACAGAAUAUUAUAGAUUGGCUUGAGAGCAAAGGGGAGAUCGUUAAACAUCCGGUACUAAAAAUUGAUUUACUAAAAAAAGUGAGACAACUAAGACAAUACGACGACGAAGACGUGUUAGAUGAAUAUGCAAAAGACUAUCAAAAACUCGUAAUGCGAUUGCCACCAUACCACUGCGGAUUAAAUCCUAUCAAGCUCGCGAUGAGGAUCUCCAUUAAAAAUUAUGUCGGCACGCACAACACAACUUAUGAAUUAAAGGACGUAAUUGAAUUAUUAAAAAAAGGGUUAGAAAAUGUAACACCAGAAAUGUGGACUAAUUUUGUUGGGCAUGUGAUAGAAGAGGAAGAAAAGUUUUGGAAUAUUGAUAGUAUAAUAGAAGAAAUAUUGAACGGAGAACUCGAAGAAAGAAAUACAAGUUUUUCAGAUUCCGAUUAUUUUUUUGUGCCUACUUAA
Aphis gossypii (cotton aphid) is the source of this 1794-nucleotide messenger RNA. RefSeq lists its product as uncharacterized. NCBI's taxonomy places the organism in Eukaryota, Metazoa, Arthropoda, Insecta, Hemiptera, Aphididae. Gene Ontology annotation, molecular function: nucleic acid binding. The record is from RefSeq and is a predicted model, not a curated record. Bases 352 to 1794 code for a protein of 480 amino acids. The transcript is spliced from 2 exons.